UUCUGUGAUGGUGACUAUAUCAUCAUUUUCUGACCAUACAGUGGCCUCAAUCUCCUCCUGUUUGUUACCCAUGCUGCAUGCAUUCGUGUAAAUGCACCUCAGCUAGGCUGCAUUUUUGGGUGCAAGAAACCCUCAUACCCUCUUUUUGUCCAUACUCAGAUUUAUGUUUAUGGAAACAACCUCACACCAACCCUUCUGUUCUUCCUGCAAAAUGGUAUGUCAUUCUCCUCCACCAAGACGCAAGAAAUCUUGCUAGGGCAUUCCUCUCCCUCACCAAACCGUUCUAUGGUUCUGAACACCAAUUUGCAGCCAGAAUGCUUGAAGUGUGACUCUAAAGAACACUUUGUCAUUCAAGAAAAACCCAGUUUGUGUCCUCAACAUUGCUUAAAGUUGUGAGUGCAGUGGGCUUGGACAGGGUCAACCCCACUGCAUUAGGGGAUGCCUUUAAGCCACACAGUUGACACACACAGAAUUUCUCCCAGUUCUUCUGAGGUGAACCAAAGAAUUUUUGCUGACAGAUGGGGGUACUGCCUGCUGUCCUCUCUGUUGCACUCCUGUCUCUUGUCACAUCCCUGCAGAUGGACACCAGUGCUCUUGCCACAGGCUACAUUUGGUUUCAGUUUUCAAAUUUUUUUUUUCCUUGCAAAUAUUAAGGCUGAAACCUCUUUCAGUAGAGCAAGCAAUGUGAAACAAAACAAAAACACCUCUGAAACUACAGCUCAGUCAUGUCCCAAGGCUGCAGGCACAGAGGCAGACUUAUCCUCAGAGUGUGGGAACUCAGGGGGCAGAACUCAAGGCAGGGAGGUCUGCCACAUGUUAAAUAUGUCUAAUUUUCUGUAGGCUUUCACAUGCAGCCUGCAUGCCUUCAAUUCUUUCUCAGAUCUUUGCAAAAUGUAAUUCAGUUCUAUUUACUUGUGAUUCAUUUGCAGUUCUUUUCGGUUCUGAAUUAUGAAAUUAUUCCUCUUAAUGCUGUCAGGAAAAUUAAUAAUAUCCAAGAUCUCAGAUUAAAAAUUAAAUAUGAGCGUAACAUUAUUUUCCUCUGAUAAAUAUUCAUGUACAGUACAUACUAGUGCAGGACUUUUCCAGAAAGAAAUAAAGGAAAAUAUGUAGGCCUCAUUCUUAUUUUAUUACAAAGUAGAAAUUACAAGAGCUUAAGGCAAGAUUUAUAUGUGCGCGUAGACAUUAUUUCUGAUGGUGGUGCAAUUAUGAUUUUCAAAUGCAAUGGAAUGGUGAUUUUUGAAAUAUGUCAGUGUUUCUUUUCUUUCUUUUUAGUUUUUCUUUCCUUGCUUGAAAACUUUUAACAGGCAAGCUUGUAAAUAACACAAAUAUCUGGGGUCCGGAGUAGUGCAUGUACCUGCAGCCUUAUGUAGGUCCUGACUCAAGAAUGUCUACCUAUUCAGUAAAGACUCUUCAGCUUCUUCACAAAUGCUUUCUAAUAUUGGAAACUUAAGGAAAUCAGUAUUGUGAACUUUGCACUUAUUUUUCUCUGCAAACACACGUUUAGUCACUAUUAAGUAUGUAUAGUUAAUUUCCUAAUGCCGUAAUACAAGAAAAUAUUCUGACUGCUUUAAGGGACCAGUGUGUUCCAACCCAGGAUCAUGAGGUGGCAUGUGUUGGGGACCCAAAAGGCCCCUGAAUGAAGAAUGAUCCCGGGAUGGAACAAAGCAUUCCAACAGUUUUAAAGGAAGUGGCUACAGCCACAAGUAUCUUAUUUUGUAGAGGAAGUCGAUCUUGGUAGUUUAUCUUGUUUUUGCAAGGACUUGCUUUGCAAGCAGGUGUUAUCUCUCACACACUCUAGGAACCUCUGGGACUGUUGCCUUUCUGCUGCAUUGCAGUUGCAGGAGAUGUCUGGGGAGUUGAAGUCCCCCAUGAGAACAAGGGGUAGAGACCAUGAGACCUCACCCAACUGUCUGUAGAAACCAGAUUCUUAGUUUCUGUGCUACAAAUAACGUGUUUGAGUUAAUCCAUUUGGCAGGAAAAAGUCUGUGGUUUAUUUGUCAAAAUACAUAGCUCUGAACUGAUUUUUAAAUGGAUGUCUGAUUUUUUUUAAAUACUCAUUUGAAAUACUCAGUCAACGCUGUUAAUCAAAUUAGUGAUUCAAAGUAUUUUUGCGUUUUCUCUCAGAUACUUAAUUUUGCUUUUUAAAAUCAUUGCAUUAUAUGAUCAUAUUUUGAAAGUGCAAAGACUCAGUCAAAACUGCAGAGAUGGACCUCACAGAGGAGACAAUUUGAUGGUAUUUUUUUUUUUUUUUUAAAUAUAUUGUUGUGUUAUUUCCAGCUCCUAGCACUCUGUAGUAACCAAAUGUUCUUGUUUUGUAUUUUUGGGGCUGAUAAUAGCAGCAGCCUGCAACAUUCUAGUACUGAACAAAGUGCAUUUGGUGGCAUGAUAUUUUGAGAAGCCUGCCUUGCCUCUACUUGUGUAACUCUGGAUGUGUCCUUUCUGUCUCCUGCAGAAGAAUUUCAUUUUCCUGACCCAGUGACUUCUGUAGCAUUCCUCUGAAAUCUUCUCUUGCAGCGGGCACUCUGUAUGGAGGAACUUGGCAGAGGAAAAACCCUUCAGUUCUCAGCUCUGUGAGUGGGGAAGGCGGAAGGUGUACUUGGUCAACAGGACGCUACAGCUUCCACUACCAUACUUGUAGACCUAGGAUCCCGAGUCUGAAACGAAGCCCUCUUCUGUAGAUGUGUAGCCUCUCAAGCUUGAGUUCUGUAGAAAAGCUAAUGAAUGCCAUCUCUGCACCAUCAGUGGGACAGGACUCUGUUGGGAAAGGAAGAAGUUGAAGUUGACAUCCCUUCUGCCUCUCUACCAGCAAAAGCAGGCUGCAGCUGCAUGGCCUCUUAACCUCAUAAUUUUUGGAAGUUCAGCAGUCAUUUGGUAAACAAAGGCAGGAGGAAACCUUGAGCUGCUAUAAACCAGUGCACCUCUGCUGUCAGAAAUGAACCUUGCCAGACUACUCCAUCAAAGGACCUGACCUAAAGUAAUGGGAAUUUGCUACUGGAAUAUAAGUCAAACAUUUGAGGACUGUAUUCCUUCUCCUGAAAACUUGCAUCCAGUUCGGUGUUCCUCCAGAGAGCAUUUGCAAAGACUGUUUUUUCAUUUAGUUUGAGAUCAGGUAGACAGGAAAAAAAUCAGCAGAGCUGGCAAGGAAAGGCAGUACUGAGAGGAAAGGAAAACACUUUAGCUCUGAGGUUGCCUUCAGCUGGCAGAAAGAAUGGAAGGAGUCUGUCAAGUGAGUGACUGGAGCCAAGGUGUUUUGUUUCAUUUCUGUGGGUUUUUUUAAUUGUUGGCACCACUACUGUUAGUGAUACAGAGUCUCAGUAAGGCAGCUGAAGCAGCCCUUUUGCCAUGGAGGUGGGGAGAGCCUGCAGAAGCCACAGGCAGAAACCCAGGGUCCAGCCCCAGAGCAGGAGGUGCAGAGCUGCUGCACAUAGGCUCCUGUCACGAAGCAUGCAGCAGCUUUGGGAGCUUCUAACACUUGGCUUUGCACAGUCCCUUUGCUAAGCCGUGAUUUGCUGUUUCUUGUUUCUGCCCUUUUGUGUCCAAAUACAAAUGUAUUUGUCCUGGCCAACAUAUCUGUGGAGCAGAGCCUCCUGCCCAGUGGCAUGGGCUGUUACAAAAGCAGUGUGCAUCAAUCACACUGUGCACACCUAUUUGGGAUGCACACAAAUUCAACAUUGUUUCUGUUUUUUGCAUAAGAAGGCAAUUCAGAGGGGACUCUGUUUACAAGACACUGAUUGGUUUUACUUUACAUACCAAAGAAGCACAAAUUGUAUAAAUGUAGCAUGUGAAGAGCUUUGAAUCUUAUAUUUGAAGAUAAUUUGUGUUGACUACACUUGGCACUAAGGAGGAGGCAUGGCAAAGAAAUGUACAGAGUAUACCGAGAGCUUUUGUCAUAUUUCCAAGGGGAAAGUGAAAGCACAGCAUGACUUGCAUUGCCAAGCUUAAGAUUGCCACCUAGUUUUCAUGAGAUUGCUCUAGGCUUGAUAAAUCCCAUUUUAAAAUUGGCAUUUCUAGAAUAAACAGUUCUUCACACUUUAUUCCUAGGAUCAUUGUCAUUAUCUCUGAUUACUUUUAUUUGACAAAGUGUCAGUUUUAUAUCAUGAAGAUACAGCAACAAAUUGGAUUGAAACAUAAUGAUAGUGCAAUUUUGAGUAGGACUCCCUUGAUGGUUGGACCAGAUGAUGUUAGAGAUCUUUUCCAACCUUAACAAUUCUACGAUUCCUUAACCUAACCUCAGAAAUCCAAAAAUUGGAUGUCUAGUCUUGGUCUGGGCUCUAUUUGUAGUCAGCAAAGGGAAAUGGGCUUCUAGAAAAUGAUUCAUCCUGUCCAAAAUUAGAUGUCUGAGACUGACUGGAUUGUUUUCCCACCAGAGGUAUUUUUCUGUAUCCACAGACUAGAGGGGAAACCUAUAUAAAUAAUUUGGACAGAUUAUCUGUCUUUAGGUGGCUACAUAUCUGUGAAAAACGUGUUGAACAUUUGGUUACUUCCUUGUAGCUUCUUCAGUGCUAUGGACCAACCUAAACUUACAAUAAGGUUGUAGUAUAAUUGACAACAAUAGAUGAAGUAAUUUAUUUCUCCAGGGGAAGAAGAAAUACAAAAGAAUGUGGUAUCUGUAUGCACUACAGCAUAGUUUCUCUCUACUGACAAAUGUGUGUUUGAUGAAAACAAAACUGAAUCAUAUUGAAAGGUGAGACGGGCCCCAUAAGUGAAAGUAAAAAGGCAAGAAGCCUCAAAAAAUCAUGUAUUAUAAGUUACAGAACUGAGACUAUGUGGAGACAACUGCAUUGUAAGCUGUCAAAAUAAACAAGUUGUAAAGCUAAAGAUACAACCUAGUUGUGCAGCAUUCACAUCCCUGUUCCCCAGUCAGUACAAAUAGAUGCAGUUUAACCAAUGGAUCUGUGCCCAUUCGCUUCUAUCUACAGCGUGGCAUCCAUCUGUGUGCCCUAACCCUCUCUUCCAUGUUCAGAUAGUAUGUGGGCCUCCACGUAAUCCCUCUGAUUAUACCAGAACGGAGUACGUAACAGAGAAAUGGAUAGUAAGGAAAUAAAGCAUGCAUGUCGGAAUCCCUUAAAGUGCAAUGUUCAUCAUCCUUCCUGAAUGAACAUGUGAAAGAAAAACAAAAUUUUAUAAAGUACGUUUUCAUCAGCUGUGGGAGGCAACAGUGGCUUUUGCUGGAGUGAAGCAGCACUCAGGAGAUACUCAACCCCACAGUCAUAGGUCACACUGGCAGAACUCAGCACACAGACUGUUUGCUUUGUUUUCCAGAGUUGGUGUUCGGGGUGGUGUCAGAACUUCUACAUUUUUGUUUCCAUCAUUAACCAUGUCAGACUUCCUCCCCAAGAAAAUUCAGUUUUAGGAGAAUGGUGACUUCAUCACAGAAAAAAUCCCUCUGGCUUUAGGAAUGCAACCUUUAUUCUGAAGUGAAAGCAGUCCAGAAUACUGUGUCGGCACAGAUUUAUUUUGGUUAGCACCCCGUACAGAAAAGCUGUGCACUAUGUAGGCCUAUACUGAUUACAGAAAACCCUGAGCUGAAACUCCCUCAAUCCUGUGGAUGAAAAUGACCUAUCCUUUUGCUGCCCUCUUUCUUCAACUUGCAAGCAUAUCACCUGCACGUAGUAGUUUAGUGACUUCCUCUUUGACCAACGAUGUUGAUACUUGGAAAUGAGGUGGCAAAUUUGUACUCAGAUUAUUUGGGAAAGAAUCAGAGUAGUCAAAACAUCUUGAAUCUCUACUCUUACUAGAUGCCAAUCUAUUUAAAUAUUAUAAAAUGUUUAAAAUUUAAAUUAUAUUAAAAUUUUAAAUCAUUAUUUAAUUUAAAAUUCCCUCUGUAGUUGCUUAUAGUCAUGGUGUUCCAAAUUCCUUCUCCAAAGAGUUGAGCCCUUAUGCUUCCCUCAAAUCAUGGAGGUUCACAAGACUUUGGUCUCCUCUGGCCAGAGGGCAUGACUUGCUUUGCCCUCAGAUUUUUUACUAAUUCCAGCAUCUCAGCCCUGUUUGUCAAUGACUGUACAAAGAAUCAAGAACAUUAAAUAUUAGGCAAUGCUCACCACAUUCCCUGAAUCCCUAAAAAGCAGCAGUACAUUGCAGUAAUGGGAGGGGAGCAGAAAGAGGACAAAAAUGGGUCUUCUUGCUUAUGGAGAAGCAUUGCUACUGGCAUUGAUGCUUGGACCAGCCGCAGUGAAGAAAAAGCCUGUUUCUCAUUGGUAACUGCUUCUCACUGCCAACUGCCUUCAUAAGGUACUGCCAAGGGUUUCCUAAGUCCAGUUUCUGGGGAUGGCCAAGAAGGGCCAGAAUGUCACCACAGGAUGGUGGGGUAAGGAGGAACAAGGGCAAGAACAGCAUCCCCCUGGGCAGGUGAGAAACAUAAGGGAGGCAGAAAUUCAAAACCUGUCACCUGGAGCCAUGGACGUGCUGCAAAGCAGAGGCAUGCUGGGCCAGAUGUGGCCUUUGCACCAGUGGAGACUGUGAAAAACCCACACUGAGCUGGCAAGCAGGAGAUGGCCUUAAGCAUGGCCCUACCAUCGCUAUGUCCAACACAACCACAGUUCCUUUUCUGCGUAGUGCUUACCUGGCUGGAUACACCCAGGCUGAACUGGUGCUGGGGUGCUUCAUCCUAAAUGGAGGAGAAGGGGGGGACUCUGCACUGAUUCCUGGUGAACUCAGCCCUUGGAGAUGGUUCCUAGCACUCAGAAGGGAUGGAGCACAACCUAUGCAAAUCUGGAACAGGCCAGGUGCAGGGUGAUAAGGUGCAUGACAAGAGUCACAGUGCCAUGGAACUGAGGGAUUUUGGCAGCUGGAGGGACUGAGGAAACAUCUCCAGCCCUGCAUGACUUCUACAAACUGACCCAUAAAUGAUCACCCUGUCCAGGGUCUGAGAAUGCCCCAACCACAGCACAGUCCUGAAACACCAUGGCAGCCACAAAAGGCCGUACGACACAUGUCACGGGGCAAAUGUCCCAUUUUGAUUUGAAAACACCUCCCACAAUAAUGUAGAGGCUGUGUGCAGCCCGUAAUGCAGAAGCUGGAGGGCAUGUCACACGUGGAUGGAGGACGGGCUCUUCUCCAAGGCUGGGGACAACCCUGCUCCUCGUACUGACCCUCCAUCCCUCCAAAUACAUGAUAUCCCACCAAACCCAGCAAUCUCCAGCUGUGGCCUCCACAGAGCAGAGCAGAGGGGCAGGAUAACCGCCCUUCAUCUAUUGGCUGCACCUGGCCUCAUGAAGCCCAGGACACCAUUCACCAAGGCAGCCUGGACGGCUUGCUGCUUCAGCCAGGUGUCCAGCAGGACUCCUAGGUCCGCUCCAGCUGGCUAACCCCAGCUGUCAUACGAUACAGGGAUGUUCCCCCCAGGUGCAGAAAUUUGCCCUUUCCCACUCUGAAGCCCGUGGGGUCCAUAUCUGGGAUACAACAAAGCCAGCAGUGUCAUGGCACCAGGAAAAAAGGGAGAAAGCAUCGAGGAUGAGGAAGCAACAACGGCUGUGCCGUUGGCAACACCAACACGUAUUUUUGCAGGUUUUUUUUCUAGUUUAUUUGCAUGGUGGAAUUGGACACUGAUGACAAGGGUCCACUGGGGCCGGCGUGUGUCCCAGCUGCUGCCCGGCCCCAGUCUCAUCAGCUCGGCCGCUGUUCUAUUGCUGCCGGCUGGGUGGCCUCUUCUUUGGUGAUGUUGAGGCCUGGCAGUCGCUGGCCUUCCUCUUCGGGGCUCGCCGGGACUCCUGAGGAAGGCUGUGGCCAGAGGGCCCUGCCACAGGCUGCCCUGGCUCCUCAUGGGGCACUGCCUGCUCCACGGUGACCUCCUGUGCCCCAGCAGCAGGGGUGACGUUGAGGCCCAGCAAGCGCUGAGCCUCCCUGCCGUACUUCUGCACGGUGAAGGCGAUGAACUGCCUUACGAAGUUGCCUGUGUGGCCGUGCAGGUGGAGGUCCAGCCUCUCCAUCAGGACGUCCUGCUCCAAGCCGACGAGGAGCAGGGCCGAGAUGACGCUGUUGGCCAGCGCUUCUGCCUGUGGCUCCUCGGUGCCCAGGAUGCGGCGCAGCUUCCGCUGCAGCCAGGAGCGCAGGGGCCGCAGCAGGGCCGGGUUCUCCCGGAAGAUGGAAGCCCAGGUGUCACGGGAGAGGCCGCCCGCGGAACGCCUGGGCACUGCAGGCCAUGGCCAGGCUGCCCGGGGGCCUGCGGGGCGUCGGGUGGCAACGGAUGCCACUGGAGCCGGUCUGAGGACCAGCUCCUCGUACUUGCUGUCCGCUGGCGUGCUGUGGAUGAUGGACUGCACGCCCUGUUUGCAAAGCGGACACUGGGGCCUGGUGCUCGUCCACCGCUGGAUGCAGGGAAAGCAGAACUGGUGGCAGCACGGCAUGGCGUACGCCGCGCUGUCCCAGUUGUCCAGGCACACGGGGCAGCGGGUGUCUAAUGCUGCCUCCAUGCUUCCGCCUCUUGCGGUGGGCUCGGGGGAGCGGGAGAUGGCAACGCGCUCCCCGGCACUGGCGCUGCAGCAGCAGGUGUCACGCUGGAAGAGGACAAGAGGACAAGAGACGUUAGUCACACACCUGGGAAGCGCUGGGAAGGCUCCCUCAAGGUGCCCCCCUGCCCUGCGCCGCCAGUCCCCGUGCCGCCUACCUGUGCCGCUGCACGCGCCUCUCUGGGAUGUCCCGUCUGCCUGCUCCCAGCAGGGUCGGGGUAAAGAACAAGUGGCUCUGAGACGGCCGCUGAGAGCUGCGCUAGCAGCACCCAGAGCACGUUCCAGCACCAAAGCUCGCCCUGUCCACACUCCGGUCCUCGCACGCACGCACGCUCGCUCGCUCGGUCGGAGGCCAGGCACGAACUGCUGGGCUGAGCCGCUGCACCCACCUUAAAGCAUCCGUGCACUAUGGAGUCACAAUCCGUUGCCUGGAGACGUCUCCAAGCACGGCUUGGCCAAGCCGCUGGGCGUCGCCUUCACUCCACCUUCACUUGGGGACAUGGCUGCCCAUCCCACAGUGAUGCCACAGUGCAUCGCCGGCUCAUCACAAUGUGCCGUCCUCACCUGCAGCACGUGCCCCAGCGCCGGCACAAGUUUCACAGGUUUCUGGGC
Molecule: messenger RNA, 9059 nt
Organism: Tympanuchus pallidicinctus (lesser prairie-chicken)
Lineage: Eukaryota; Metazoa; Chordata; Aves; Galliformes; Phasianidae
Exons: 4
Coding region: 7870-8841 (323 amino acids)
Source: RefSeq, a predicted model, not a curated record